Molecule: messenger RNA, 5397 nt
Organism: Volvox carteri f. nagariensis
Lineage: Eukaryota; Viridiplantae; Chlorophyta; Chlorophyceae; Chlamydomonadales; Volvocaceae
Exons: 43
Coding region: 1-5397 (1798 amino acids)
Source: RefSeq, a predicted model, not a curated record
AUGGCAAGAAAAUCUGAAGGCAUUUCUAAAUAUGAUUUUGCAAAGGUCCAACAACCUAUGUGGGGCCACUCAGACUCCAUGAAUGCUAGCUUGCAACCGCUUCUUGAGGGCGUCGUUUACAAACUCACCCGGAUACCUGGUGUUGUUGUUCAACGUGGUGCUGCUCUAUUCAAAGACAAGUGUGUAACUUAUCACGACCCAUAUAAGAAGACUGAUGCAACUACGUGGAUGCUUGACCGGAGCUGUGCCCUGCUUCCAGCAAGUGCUUUGGAGCUGGUGCCCAAGAAGCGUGGCAUACGGCCGAAGGGCACGUGGGCAAUCACCGCCGCGGUGCAGGGCGUCGAGACAUUUGUUGAAGUCUUCGAGAUCAAGAUCGACUGGCCUCCCUCCUGGGCUGCUGCGGGCUACACGGACCUGGUGCUGGGUUUCUUGGAGCGCUCUGAGGCGGAGAGGUGGCACUCGGCAUUGGCGGGUGUGCUGGCGGAGCUGGGGACAGCGGCCAAGGGGAACCACAGCAGGUCAACCAGCGGGAAGAUGACGAUCACGCUGCCAUCUGCGGAGCUCCAGACAACAUCCCUACAGUCGUCAGUCUUUUCCUCGACUGUGACGAACACAGGGCCUUCCGGGCUCUCGGAAUCCUCGACCGCAGCAGGAAUGACCCCGUUGGGCGCCGCGAAGCAAGUGCCUCUGCCGCCGUCCAUUGAGGGAUUGGCCGCCGCCGCUGCCGCGGCUGCCGCGGACGGUUCCUGCACGAGGGCAGUGGAUGAUGAUGCCUCUGUUGAUGACGACGAGGACGACGACGACGAGGAUGAGGACUCCUUGGCGCCGGACGACGGACGCUGGGUGCCGUACAGGCAGACGAACGGCGUGGCGAUUUAUUACCAUGCAAACGGGCAACAGCCCGGCGAGGGCGAGUACAUGGUGAGCUGCGUGAUUCGCGGUCAGCCCCACCGCGUGGCGGCGGCGCUGAUGCGGCUUCGGAGCAACACCACCAUACUGGGGCCAGCAGCGCAUGUGGAGCUGCUGCAGCCGGCGGAUGACAAGACGGGGAUCAAAAAGGAGGUGCUGCGGCUGGUGUUGACGGCCUCGGGCAAUGCCGGGUUCUUCUGCGCCCCGCGGGAGGUCAUUCUGGAGCGCAUGCGCAAGGAGGAGGACGACGGCGUCAUCGUGAUUCUUUUCAAGUCGGUGGACCUGGCCAACGAAACUGAGGCAAAGGGGCUUUCAAAGGGGAGCCCAAAGGGGGAUGACGCGCGAUGGGGACCGCCGGAGGGGAUGGAGGGGAAACCUGAGUGCGUCCCGGAGAGAAAACAGGCCGCGGGAAGUACAACAGGAAAACAACGAGAACCAACCAACGACCUUGGACAGCUGGUAAAACCCUUCUGCCCCCAAGCACGCAGUACGGAAGCAACUGCCCGGUAUGAUGGUGCAAAGCACACAGUUCGCAUACUUCGCAUACUGAUUACCAAUUUUUUUCGCGUGCUUGGAAUGGAAUGCACGGCCAAGUUGUACGGCACGGGUUUGUUCAAGCGGCCUGUACGUGCUACCGUGGCCGGCGGCUACACCAUUGCGGGUUUGCGAGGCGAGGGUACGGCAUCGCCCGAGACGCUCGUCACGUGCAUCGUCAAGGUCAACCUCGGCGGUGUGUGUUCCAGUUCCAGCUGGAUCCGUUCGCUUGCCUCCGCCGCCGGCUGGGUGGACAGCUUCCUGGACCGCAUCCUCAUGUCCGUACACCUGCUGCGGGACGAGCUGGAGCAACGCAGGUUCAGCGUGCGGCCGUUCAAACUGGUGGCGUCGGCAAAAGCAAGGCUGAAUGAGGAUGGCUUUGUGGUUAGCGAGGUCGCGGCCACCUCCACCGCCGGCCCCACCCGCUCGGCCCCGUCCGUGACCCGGAUUCCCAAGCUGACGGCGCGCAUGGCCUCCAUGCGCCUGAGCUCCUACCAUCUGGAACCUAGCACACUGCCGGCGGCCAUUUCCGCGACGAUUGCGGAGGACAGCGGAUCCGGCGGCGCAGUCGAACCUUCGUCCAUGCGCCUUGACCUGUCGCGCGUGCAGUCGUUGAUCAAGCUGCCGCGAAAGUUCUGGGCCGAGGUGCAGGUGCCGGGAACCGAUGCGCCCUUCCAAGUCCGUGGUCCAACAUAUCUGAAGGACAAGAAGAAGGUUAUGGCGGGUGCGCCAGCUUUCAACCUUGGCGGUGUGGAGCUCAUCGAGUUGCCCAAAGCGGGUUCAAUGGUGGCUGGAGAGCCCAGCAGCUCUGGUCUGGUGGAGCACGUUUGCCGCUUCCUGCCGUCCGUGUGCGAGGGCGGGGCGCCCUUCUCCAUCAUCAUCUGCCUGGUCAUUCCCGGCUCUCCGAUGCUGGUGCUUUCCUCUGUGUUUUGCUGCGACAAGCACCCCUCCAUUCUGGGCUCCCCUCCCGUACGGCCCAUGGACGAGCCACAUGACUGGCAACCGUUUGACUUUGUACUGCACAAGUUUGUGUACGGCAGUGACGAGACUCGCAACAAGAUGCUGAAGCUGGUUCCCCACAUCGCCUCCGGUUCCUGGAUGAUCAAACAGUCCGUGGGCACCACUCCGGUCAUUAUUGGCAAGGCGCUCAAGACAACCUAUCACUGCACACCCACGUACAUAGAGGUGGACAUCGACAUCUCCGCCAACUCCGUGGCCAACUAUGUGACGGGUAUGGUGCGAGGUGCGACCACUUCGCUGGAUAUUGACCUGGCCUUUGUCCUCGAGGGCUCGGCACCCUGGGAGCUCCCGGAGUGCUUGCUGGGCGCAUUCCGCCUCACCCGUCUCGACUGCAAGGCUGCCACCCCCUUGGAUUGGAGCAAGGUGCUGCCCAUCAAGGCAGGGGAGCAAAGCAAGCUGUUUAGUUCAUUUCACUUCAGGGUCACCAUAGGGCACCACCCUCGCAGCAGCAGCAAAAUUAAUUGCACCUUCAAAUCACGUUUUGGAAGCCUUUCCAUUACUGAGCUUGCAGCAGACCCACGGGUCACUUCUGGAGGCCAAAACCCCUGCCGCCAGCCAUCCUGGGCGGAAAGCGCAAACGACGUCGCCGGCGUCGCCGCCGACGCCGCCGCCAACAGCUUCAGCCUCGGCGGUGGCGCCGCUGCCACAGCGGCCGCCGCGGCGGCGCCGCUGCUAGAAUCCGUUGCCUACAAGCUCACACGCCUAGGUGGCGUGGUUGUACGGCGGCGCGUGGCGCUGCUUCGCGGCGGUCGUACAAUCGCCACCUUCCACCAUCCCGACCGACCUGCUAGCGCCCAGAGCCCCCGUCACGCCAAGUACUGGCAUCUCAGCAGAGGAUGUACACUACGGCCCGCACGUACGGCAGAGCUAGCUGCGCACGGCCCCACCAGCCGCGGCGUACGGCCCUCGGGCACGUGGGCCAUUACGGCGGCCCUCCAGGGGGUGGACGCUUCCGUACAGCUGUUCGAGAUCAAGAUCGACUGGCCUCCCUCCUGGGCUGCUGCGGGUUACACGGACCUGGUGCUGGGCUUCUUGGAGCGCUCUGAAGCGGAGAGGUGGCACUCGGCAUUGGCGGGUGUGCUGGCGGAGCUGGGGACAGCGGCCAAGGGCGUGCGUGGCGGGGAACGUUUGUCGACGUCACGGUGGCGACAGCAGCGCACGCGCACGGUCGUCGUACACAUUUUGGCAGCGGCGGGCUGGCGGCGGGGAGAUGUGGCGGCGGCCUCCGACGGCCUCACCCCUUGGGAGCCGCUCCCUGGGCAGCUAUCCGCAUUCGAGUCGCAAGUGGUGCGACGCAUACCGGACUGCACUGCGGAGCGUGUGCCCCUGUACGACGGAGCUGGUACGGCAGAGGAAACAUGGCAUGACCCGGCAUCCGAUCUGGAAGAUGACAGUUCCAGCUCUGAUACGGAUUCCGAUCUGGAUCCAGAUUUGGAUUUAAACGACGACUGGGAUGACACCUCCCCGCCCAAUCCCGACGAAGAGCGAUGGGUACCGUACAGGCAAACCAACGGCGUGGCCAUCUACUACCACCGCUCCGAAGACACGCCAAAGGUAUCGAAGGAUGACGAGGGCGAGUACAUGCCGCCAGUGCUACAGCUCCGGGUGCUCAGCUCCCCCCUCCCCCCUGCCGGCACGGCGGGGUUUUUCUGCGCCCCGAGGGAGCUGGUGGUGGAGGUCCUUCGGAAGUACGACGAGGACGGCGUCGUCGUGGUCAUGUUCAAGUCCGUGGAUCCCCCUCCUCCCCCAACCCCAAUGCCGUACACCUCCGGUGGUGGCAGUGGUGGCUGGUGGGGAAGGGUACGGGGCGAAGGUCCAACCCCCACCAUGUCCACCAAGCCAGGAAAACCCAAGUUGUACGGCACGGGUUUGUUCAAGCGGCCUGUACGUGCUACCGUGGCCGGCGGCUACACCAUUGCGGGGUUGCGAGGCGAGGGUACGGCAUCGCCCGAGACGCUCGUCACGUGCAUCGUCAAGGUCAACCUCGGCGGUGUGUGUUCGAGCUCCAGCUGGAUCCGUUCGCUUGCCUCCGCCGCCGGCUGGGUGGACAGCUUCCUGGACCGCAUCCUCAUGUCCGUACACCUGCUGCGGGACGAGCUGGAGCAACGCAGGUUCAGCGUGCGGCCGUUCAAACUGGUGGCGUCGGCAAAAGCAAGGCUGAAUGAGGCCGGCAGGCUGGUAGGCGACAAACAGGCGGCGCGGGCCCAGCAGGUUCGCGGCGCCACCUAUCUUAAGGACCGCAAGAAGGUCCCCGCCGGCCUCCCAGCCUUCAGCCUGGGGGCAGUGGAGAUGAUCCAGCUCCCGCCCCCCGGGGUCCCCGUGGGCCGGUACCGGCUCCCCCGACGGGGGGGGAAAGGGGGGCGGGGGGAGGAGGGGGAGGGGGAGGAGGAGGAGGAGGGUGGCGGGGGCAGCGCAAGGACCAGCAGCAGUGGCGGCGGCGGCGGCGGGGGAGAUCUUCCGGGAAUACCAGGUGAGUCCAAAAGGUGGUUCGAGCUUCUUUGGUAUUUCGCGUUGGCGUCGGUAAUACCGGGAUCCCCCCUUUUGGGCAUCCUUUCUGUGUUUUGCUGCGACAAGCACCCCUCCAUUUUGGGCUCCCCUCCCGUACGACCCAUGGACGAGCCACAUGACUGGCAACCUUUUGACUUUGUACUGCACAAGUUUGUGUACGGCAGUGACGAGACUCGCAACAAGAUGCUGAAGCUGGUUCCCCACAUCGCCUCCGGUUCCUGGAUGAUCAAACAGUCCGUGGGCACCACUCCGGUCAUUAUUGGCAAGGCGCUCAAGACAACCUAUCACUGCACACCCACGUACAUAGAGGUGGAUAUCGACAUCUCCGCCAACUCCGUGGCCAACUAUGUGACGGGUAUGGUGCGAGGUGCGACCACUUCCCUAGAGAUCGACAUUGGAAUGGUUCUCGAGGGUAGGGACGGUUAA